Cylindrotheca closterium is the source of this 846-nucleotide messenger RNA. The record is from the annotation of a GenBank genome assembly. NCBI's taxonomy places the organism in Eukaryota, Bacillariophyta, Bacillariophyceae, Bacillariales, Bacillariaceae.
AUGGGACAAAAUCAAAGUUCACCUGAUCUGAAGGAGAUUGAUGACGACAUUCACAAGAAGAGACGAGAACUCCUCGAAUUGAAAGAAGUAGGAAAGAGACAAGAAGAAAAGUUCUACGAUGAGCUGUUUGAAGUCGAAUCCGAACUUUACCAGAUGAAAAUGAGGCUAUUCAAGAAGGGAGAGGAGAGCAAAUCAAUAUGGAACUUUUGGGAUUAUGCCAAGGAGGUCCAACAUACACUUCAUUCGAACAAACCUCAGAGAUCGAGCCGACCAUCACCUGCGGUUACUACAAAACCAAGUGAGUCAAGAGCACUGGUAGCCCCGUGGUACUUUUUUAAUAUACAUAGCCUGUUCGAAGCCAUGCUUCUCAGAAGGUUGCAUAUUGCUAUGAUGCUUCAGGGCCAAAGAGAUGUACAAUCCAGCUCUUGGAACAGUGUCAUCGUACACAUAUAUCACAUGAUUCCAGGGGUCAGAGACGACAAGAAGAAGUCGCAAGAUGAUUUCGAAACGAAAAACGCUGAAAUCCAAAAGAACAUGGCUCAGGCAAAAGAAAGCUACCAAAAGCAAUUGAAGCUUCAAAAAGAAGUUUUGCAACUGAUGAUUCAGGAAGCCAGAAAAGACAACAAGCAGCAAGUUCACCGAGAAAGUACCAUCAGUUAUGGCAGCGCUAGCACGAAACCACUUCCAGAUGUGGUGUCCCCGCCAAUCAAAUCGCCGUCGGAUGCAUCACCAACGGAUGAUUCGAGCGAUGCCAGUUCCUUAACAUCUUCCGGUUCCUCGUCCGCCGGGGGGGAAGAGUCGUCCGUAUCAUCGUCGGAAGCCGAAGCACUGACGGAACGUGUAUAG